Messenger RNA from Penicillium canescens, 1818 nucleotides. RefSeq lists its product as uncharacterized. Bases 1 to 1818 code for a protein of 605 amino acids. Lineage: Eukaryota; Fungi; Ascomycota; Eurotiomycetes; Eurotiales; Aspergillaceae. The transcript is spliced from 4 exons. The record is from RefSeq and is a predicted model, not a curated record.
AUGGUAUCUGACCUUCUGUUGAUCUUUUUCCUGUGGAACAUUUUCCAAGGUAAAUUUCUCACGCAGGCAUGGUCAUUGGAAGAUGGCGAGGACCUCCUGUCUUUCGUUACUUUACCUCAAAUUAGAGCUCCCAAGUUGAAUGUGACGAUCUACAACGAGCUCCAUGCUGCCAGUGGAUAUUGGUUUGUGGCGCCGUAUGGAUUCUUGGCCGGCAGCCCGCCAACUGCAAAAUGGGAACCAUGUCAAAUUGGGCCUCAUAUUUAUGACGGUAAAGGGGUAUGUGAGGACUCUUCAAUGUGUAGCACAGGCAUGGACAGUCUUAUUAACGAACUGAAGCACCUGGUAUGGAGCGGAGCUUGUCUCUUUCGAAAUGAAAAUACUUUCGACUUUAGGCCUAUAAGCAUUGACAGCGUUUCCUACUUAUCAUUUAUUCAUGGAAGUGGCUAUCCUGACAGAUGGAAGGGCACUGCAACACUUCUUCAGACGGCAUAUGGACCAGACCCUGCCAUCAACAUCAGCAAAAAUCUUGCUGCAAUCGACAUGCAUGAGUUCAACAUCAUCAACGAAGGACGAUCCGCCUUGGUGAUCACCUCUGAGAGGGUGGUGCAGAAUCUUUCAGAUCUCGGCUUCCCCGAAAUGGAGACAACAAUCACGAUGAAGGGCUUUCGCGAAAUCGAUUUGGCCACGGGUGAAGUGAUAUUUGAUUGGAACUCAACGUACAUUCCUUUGAAUGAAAGUUCCCUUUACUGGGAUGGGUCCUCAGAUGAAGAAGGGUGGGAUUAUCUACACAUCAACUCUGUCGACAAAGACACAAACGGAGACUACUUAAUCUCAGCUCGGUAUGCCGACUGCAUUUAUAAGGUCUCAGGCCAGGAUGGACGGAUUUUGUGGCGCCUCGGUGGAAAGGCAACAAACUUCGAGUUGGAUGGCUUCAACUUCUCCAAGCAACACGACGCGAGAUUCUACGAGUCCAAUCCAUCACGUACAAUCAUUUCGUUUCUCGACAAUGCCGGGGACGGGACAUCCCAGACAUCCGAUUAUUCUUCAGGCCUCGUGGUCAUGCUUGACACGGCUGUAGCUCGGAUGACUGCUACGGUGGUUGCUCGAUAUCCUUGCCCUGCCAAGAGUUUGUCAGUUAGUCGAGGAAAUAUGCAAACGCUCCCAAACAAGAAUGUUCUGAUCUGCUGGAGCGAUGCAGGCUAUCAUAGCGAGUUUACUCCGGAUGGGGAAUGCGUCCUAGAAGCAGGGUUUGCCUCCGAACGCUUUUCAACCUACCGAGGAUACAAGUUCGACUUUGUGAGCUAUCCCACCGAGCCACCAAUCUUGAAAUGCUUUGUGCAUGGAGUGAGACCUGAUACGUCCACCACGGUCUGCUAUAUUGCUUGGAACGGUGCAACCGAAGUCGCUUCGUGGAUAUUCUUCACCACCACUGGCACCGUUGGCACUGUGCCCAAAGUGGACUUUGAAACUGUGUUCAUGACCGAUGGUCACCACAAGUCCGUCUGGGCAGAAGCAGUAGACAUUUAUGGAAAAACCCUGGGCCAGUCUGGCAUAGUAGAAAGUGUUGUUCCAUCGAGCUGGGAAUCAGUGGACAUUGAGGAUGGUGGUAUGAGUCCAGGUAAAGGUAAUAGCACAGUGCCCAUGGAGCUCCAUCAAGUUGAUGUCAAACCCUGUGCCGAAGUCGCAGCGAAGGACUUGGGUAUCUUCCAAGAGGACCAAGAUGACUACUCCAUAACCAGCUUUUUGCGAACUCCGGUGGCCUGGCUUGAGCGUAAGUUCACUGAUGGGGUCAUUCAACUGGCACAACAGUACGGCUGA